Messenger RNA from Diaporthe batatas, 825 nucleotides. RefSeq lists its product as uncharacterized. The transcript has a single exon. The record is from RefSeq and is a predicted model, not a curated record. The coding region runs from base 1 to 825 and encodes 274 amino acids. Gene Ontology annotation, molecular function: dephospho-CoA kinase activity; ATP binding. Gene Ontology annotation, biological process: coenzyme A biosynthetic process. Lineage: Eukaryota; Fungi; Ascomycota; Sordariomycetes; Diaporthales; Diaporthaceae.
AUGCUCAUCAUAGGUCUGACCGGCGGCAUCGCCACGGGAAAGUCGACGGUAUCAUCCGUCCUUUCCUCGCCGCCGUACAACCUCCCCAUCAUCGAUGCCGACCUCCUCGCGCGCAAGGUGGUCGAGCCAGGCACACCGGGUUACCGCGCAAUAGUCGACUACUUCGGGCCGACGACGCCGGACCUCCUCGUGGCCGCCUCCGCAGAGGUGCCCGAGGCCGGGCCGAACGGAAAGGGCAGGCCGCUGAACCGGCCGGCGCUGGGGCGGCGGGUGUUUGGGGACUCGGCGGGGGCCAAGGAGGCGCGGGCGAAGCUGAACGGCAUCGUGCACCCGGCGGUGCGCAGGGAGGCGUACAGGGCGCUGCUGCGGGCGUACCUGACGGGCAGCUGGGCCGUGGUCUGGGACGUGCCGCUGCUGUUUGAGGUUGGUACGGACAGGCUGUGCGGGACGGUUGUGGUCGUCGCUGUCAAGGACCCCGCGGUGCAGAUGGAGAGGCUGCGCGCGCGGGACCCGCACCUGAGCGCCGAGGACGCUGAGAACCGCGUGCGCAGCCAGGCGGACGUGAGGCUGAAGGCGAGGAGGUGCGAGGCUAGGGGGCAGGGGAGGGGGGUCGUCGUGUGGAACGACGGGGACAAGGAGGAGCUGAGGCGGGAGAUCGACAAGGUCAUGGUCGAGAUCAGGGCGACGAGUCCGUGGUGGUGGAGCACGGCGCUCUGGGUCUGCCCGCCGCUGGCUGUGGCUGCUGGGUUGUGGAGCCUCGCAGUGAAUUGGAGGACUAACAGGAGGUGGGAGCAGGGCGAGUCGAGGGAGAGGGCAAGGCUGUGA